AUGACCAACUUCAGAUCUGCUCUCGCUCUUUUGUUGGCGCUGGCCCCUGCUGCCAAUGCCUUUGCUCCCCCCAAGCCCUCUCUCAAAACUCCCACGGCGGCUUUCGCCACUUCCGAGAACACGAAUGUGGCUCAGACCGAAAACACAUCCCGUGAGAAAGUGAUGACUUUCUCCUAUGACAUGUCUUUGGAACCAAAAUAUGACAAACCUACAUACCCAGGAACAGGAAAUGGAUUGUCCGGUGACUCGGGAGAGUACGAUGUCAUUGUGAUCGGCUCUGGAAUGGGUGGAUUGGCCUGUGGAUCUCUGAGUGCCAAGUAUGGGGAUAAAGUUUUGGUCCUUGAGUCCCAUAUCAAGUGUGGUGGCUCAGCCCACACCUUUUCUCGUAUGCACAAUGGUGGAAAGUACUCCUUCGAAGUUGGACCAUCCAUCUUUGAAGGACUUGACAGGCCCAGUUUGAAUCCCCUUCGAAUGAUCUAUGACAUCUUGGAAGAGGAGAUGCCUGUUAAGACUUACACUGGAUUGGGUUAUUGGACACCCACAGGCUAUUGGCGAUUCCCCAUUGGUAGCCAGCAAAAAUUUAAUGAUUUGUUGAUGGAACAAGCUGAAGACGGACCAAAGGCAAUCGAGGAAUGGAACGCCUUGAGAAAGCGACUCAAGACCUUGGGAGGAUCCACAACUGCUGUCUCACUCCUUAACCUUCGUCAGGAUGUUGGAUUUUUGGCAACCACCGCGGGAUCUCUUCCGUUCGUUGCUACCCAUCCUGAUGUUUUCCUUGAUCUCUCUCUGACAUUUGAUUCCCUCCACAAGACAGUUGACGAGAUCGUUACUGUUCCAUUCUUGCGCAACUUUAUUGAUACCAUGUGUAUCUUCUGCGGUUUCCCAGCCAAGGGAGCCAUGACUGCCCACAUGCUUUACAUUUUGGAACGAUUCUUCGAGGAAUCGGCUUGCUACUCUGUACCCAUUGGUGGAACUAAAGAAAUGGGAAACACUUUCGUCCGGGCUCUGGAGAAGUUUGGAGGCAAGAUUCAGCUGAAUGCUCACGUUGACGAAAUCAUUGUAGAGGACGGAAGAGCCACUGGAGUACGGCUGAAGAAUGGAAAUAUAGUCAAGGCGAAGAAGGCUGUCGUCUCCAAUGCAACCCCCUUCGACACUGUAAAGAUGCUUGGAACUGAGCAAGAGCUUCCCAACGGUGUUGCCGACUGGAGAAGAGAACUUGGAAAGCUCCCCAGACACGGCGCAAUCAUGCACUUGUUCAUUGCCAUUGAUGCCAAAGAUCUUGACCUCAGUCACAUUGAGGAUCCAGCUCACCUUGUAGUUCAGGACUGGGGACGCUCCCUUCAAGACUCGCAGAACUUGUGCAGUUUCUUCAUUCCCAGUCUUCUGGACAGGACUGUCUGUCCCGAGGGCAAGCAUGUCAUCCACGUCUAUUCUAGUGGUGGAGAACCUUACGAGCCCUGGGAAAAGCUCGAGCCUAACAGCAAGGAAUACGAGGCCUACAAAGAAGAAAGGGCUAAGGUCCUGUGGCAAGCUGUCGAACGAUGCAUCCCUGACAUUCGGGAAAGAGUCGAGUUUUCCAUCAUUGGUUCGCCCUUGGCUCACGAGGCAUUCCUUCGUCGAGACCGUGGAACAUACGGGAUGGCCUGGGCUGCUGGUACUUCCGCACCCUACGCUGGCCUGCUAGAGAAUUUGCUGCCUUUUCCCUUUCCCAACUUCAAGACUCCUGUGGAAGGAUUGCUUCGAUGCGGUGAUUCUUGCUUCCCAGGUAUUGGAACUCCGAGUGCUGCCGCGUCUGGAGCCAUUGCUGCCAACACCAUGAACCCUGUCGGAAAGCACUUGGACAUGUUGAAAGAAGCUAGCCAAAGGGACCCGCUGUACAAGUUCCUUGACCCUGGUCCGUUCCAGUACUUGUACCGUCCUUUCGUUGAAGGAAUGACACCCAGCGCCGAACUGAGAGUGGAAAAAACCGAGACAGCAGAAACAUCCUAA
Molecule: messenger RNA, 1989 nt
Organism: Seminavis robusta
Lineage: Eukaryota; Bacillariophyta; Bacillariophyceae; Naviculales; Naviculaceae
Source: the annotation of a GenBank genome assembly